GUCCAUAAGAGUUGUAAUGACUAAUUCAGCCAGCAGGAUGUUUCCCAUGCGCCAAGCGGGUAUUUAAUCUUGAGACUGACGGAGGCUGAUUUCCAAAUUUCCUCAACAAGGUUUGACAUCCAACAUCGCCUCUGAGUGAUUUUUAAAUUCCUGAAAAUAGACCUUCAAGGAUAAAGAGGGACCUUCAGGAUGAAUACCGUAGCUAGUUACGGCCUUUUCCUCUUGGUCAUUAUUAACGCCACUACCUCUACCAAACUCAAACCAUUUAUCACCCCAAAUUUCAAACCAACAACAAAUUCUUCAGUAUCCCCUGCUUCAUCUCCAAACCUUCUAGCUCGGUAUAGUGGGUAUUACGGCGAGUGUUAUCCUGGCGAAUACCUAUGCGAUGAUAACUGUAAGUGUCCACAACUACUAAUAGAUAUGAAAUUCUCAUCCGGUCAUUCUGAACAGUCUCCUGCUGCGAAACAUGUUGCAAAGAUAGUAACUGUUGCGGCCCUGUUGAGCUUUGCUACAACGACGAGGCGGGCGCCAGUGGGCCGAGCUUUUGUUGUGAAGUGUACACUGAAACCGAUUGCGUAGAUGGGUGCAUACCUAUUGACGCCAGUUGUUGUGGAAUAGAAGGAUAUGUUAGUGCUAUCCCUUUGCCUGGCGUGAGUAAGCGCCUGGAACUAAUAACACCUGUGUUUAGUGCGAGUAUGGAUAUAAGUGUACGGAUACAGGAUGUGUAUGUUGACCAAUUUCGCACCCCUUUUCAUGGUAUUAGCUGACGGAAUAGUGUCCAUGGGGAGAGGAUUGCGAUGGGAGGUAUGAUGAUGAUGAUGAUGAUGAUGAUGAUGUCAGUUUCAGUGAAACAGGAUAUCCGACCACUACCUCGACGUCGUCUAUAAUCA
Messenger RNA from Talaromyces proteolyticus, 890 nucleotides. RefSeq lists its product as uncharacterized. The record is from RefSeq and is a predicted model, not a curated record. NCBI's taxonomy places the organism in Eukaryota, Fungi, Ascomycota, Eurotiomycetes, Eurotiales, Trichocomaceae. The transcript has a single exon. The coding region runs from base 190 to 579 and encodes 129 amino acids.